Megalobrama amblycephala (Wuchang bream) is the source of this 2188-nucleotide messenger RNA. RefSeq names its product allograft inflammatory factor 1-like (gene aif1l). The transcript has 6 exons. Bases 137 to 583 code for a protein of 148 amino acids. The record is from RefSeq and is a predicted model, not a curated record. Gene Ontology annotation, molecular function: actin filament binding; calcium ion binding. Lineage: Eukaryota; Metazoa; Chordata; Actinopteri; Cypriniformes; Xenocyprididae. Gene Ontology annotation, biological process: ruffle assembly; actin filament bundle assembly. Gene Ontology annotation, cellular component: actin filament; ruffle membrane.
AUGAGCGCAUCACAGGGAGACCUGCGCUCUAACCAGCGUGAGAUUCCCUCUCUCCCGCAUAACCGACACGAGCGCUCAUCUAUCACCAGUGUCUCUCCUCUCUCUACCUUCAUUACCACCUCUCGACCAUACCAGCAUGCCUUCCAACAUGGAUUUACAAGGCGGGAAAGCCUUCGGGUUGCUCAAAGCUCAGCAGAGGGAGAAGCUGGAAGAAGUAAAUAAGGAGUUUAUGGAAGAUCAGAAGUACCGGGAUGAGGAGGAUUUACAAGAGAAGUUGGAUUCGUUUAAAAAUAAAUAUGCAGAAUUUGACCUGAACGAUCAGGGGGAGAUCGACAUGAUGGGCAUGAAGCGAAUGAUGGAGAAGUUGGGUGUGCCAAAGACUCAUCUGGAGAUGAAGAAAAUGAUCUCCGAGGUGACAGGGGGCUGCAGCGACACCAUCAACUACAGGGACUUUGUGAAAAUGAUGCUUGGCAAGCGAUCAGCUGUUCUCAAACUGGUUAUGAUGUUUGAAGACAAAGCUAACGGGACCAGCGGUAAACCUGAUGGACCCCCACCCAAACGUGACAUCACCAGCCUACCAUAGAGCAGUGUGGAGAUGGAUUUGAUUGGCGUCCCUGCAUUCGCAAAUCCCUCCCAUUUACCGUUAGGUGCUAGGUUUCUAUAGCCUUACCUAGAAUCUUUUUGCCAAGAUCCAGGGAAAUCUUAGUUCAUAGAUGGACAAAAUUAAGGACAAAAAAAAGUGAAAGAUGUCUAUAUAUUUGCUGUGAAGAAGUCGAAGCGCAAAGUAGCUUUUUAUAAGUAAACAAAUGUAUAUAUUUAUAUGAAAAGGGUGUUUUUGAAUAGUGUUUACAAGCACAAAUCCUGUGGGUGAAGUACUAGUGAAAUUUAGUGUGUAACACUGAAAGUGUACUAAGUAUAGUGUGUAUGGGAUGACAAUUUUAGCUUGCAAGAUAGAUUUUAAGAAUUAAGAUUGAGAAUUAAGAUUUUUCGUCUUCCCCCAAAAUGUGUGCUUGUUUUUUUCAUUUCAAUAUGUUCAUGUUUUGCCAGUUCACUCGUAUCUGCAUUUUGUUAACUCUGCUCAACUUGUCCUAUAGUGUGACAUUGUAGAUGUGCGUGAGGCUCUUUUAAGAUUCAGAUAGUGCUCGGCCAUGAAACUGCUUUCCAAGGCACAGGGAGUGAGAACACUGGGAUUUGAGUGAGGGAGAAGGCAAAAAGGGAAGACCGUUCAUUCCUUAAACUUUGUUUGCUCAUUCUGCUCAUCCCUUUUUCACUCCACACAGUCUUCAAACUCUCUGUUUCUUGUCAUCCUGUUUGUGCGCGUCCAAUGACUGUAAUCUGUAACAUUGUACCGUAUAAGCACAUUAUCAGUUAAGUACACACAUAUUGUGCAGACAUGCUUUGAAUCACACUUUUAGGCAAGCUUUUAUAAAUUCUCCUGCUUAAAUUGGGAAUGAGGUUGUAGGAAGGAUGAGUCACUGAUCGCAGCUUUUUAGAUCUGUAGGAGGGUUGGUUUUAGUCACUAGAGCCGGUUAGUUUGAAACCACUCUUUCCAAGUGCCUCACUCAGUUUGAUGUAGCAGAGGUUUUGAGUGAAGAUUGAGUGAAGCAUCUUUGAAAUGGAUUUUGUUUGUGUGUGUGCGUGUGCUUGGAAUUUAUAUUCUGCUGAGUCGUUUUUUUUUUUUUUUUUUUUUUGAGACAUUCCAAGAAUGUCGUUGUGUGGUGUAGUCCUUGGAAAUGUUGUCAUGUUUUUAACCCAAGCAAAAUGUGUUGUGCAGCUUUGAUGCAAAUAUUCCAGUAGUGCUUUUGUCCUCUAUUUUAUUUUCCACUGGCCUCAAGGUUUUUUUGUAUGAGAUGUGCUAUGUAAGGCAAGCAAGAUGAUUUCAAGACAUAGAGAUCAGUCAACAGUAGCAGGUGUGGCUUUCACUUCCAUUUCAGAUUUUAUCUGCAAACAAAGCAACUCUUUAUUUGUCUCUGUCACAUCAUAUUUUAUAGGGUUUUUUCUGUGCCUCUGUUCAAAUUUAUCUCAAUGACGUUUUCAUUUUCCUCAAAUCAGUGAAGUGUGAAUUGAUGGCUGCACUGUAUUGCUAUUUAUUAGAAAUGCAUUUUUUAUGAGAUAUUAAUAGUUUUCUGUCAGCAUAUUAAUUAGCAGGGGCAUUUGUAAACUACAUUUUUUUUUUUUUUUUUUUUUU